GCCACCUCUUUUUUAUGGAACCAAUUAUACAUAUUGGAAAGAACGAAUGAGAAUCUAUAUUUGUUCCACGAACUUCCAAUUAUGGUUGGUUAUCAAAAACGGGGAAGAGGUGCCGAUGAAGAAAGUCGGAGACAAGUUGAUCCCCAAGACCGAAGACGAGUUUGAUGCCGAGGACAUCAAAAAGGUCGAGAAUUAUGCAAAUGCAAUAAACAUGCUUUAUUGUGCCGUAAAUCCUGAUGACUACCGCAAGAUCUCCUGCUGCUCAACCGCCAAGGAGAUGUGGGAUAAACUUGAUGUGACGUACGAAGGAACGGACCAAAAGACGUAUGCCAACAAGGACCUCGUGAGGAAAAUCCUGCGGAGCCUCAUCCCCGAAUGGAUAUCAAAGGCCGAUGCCAUCUAUGAAUCCAUUGGAGUCUCCAACGUAACCAUCGACGAAUUAAGAGGGAUAGCGCUCAAAGCAACCAAGGAAAUGGUUGAAGAGGAAUCAAGUGAUGAAGACAACGAGUUUGACCUCAUCAUCAAGAAAUUCCACAAAUUUAUGAAGAAAGAGCACGAGCGCAAAGGAAAGAAGCACGGCGAUUCCCCGAAGUGCUAUGGCUGUGGCGAGAUUGGCCACAUCAAACUGAGAUGUCCAAAACCCAAGAACCCCAAGGACAAACAUGGGCUCAAGAAGCAACGAGCAUACAUCUCUUGGGGAGGAGACUCCGGCGAUGAGUCAAGCGAGCAAGAGGAAGACGAGGAAACAAACCUUUGUCUCAUAGCUCAAGAAGAAGAGAAGUCAUCCAACGACUAAAACCAAGAG
Molecule: messenger RNA, 805 nt
Organism: Cuscuta campestris
Lineage: Eukaryota; Viridiplantae; Streptophyta; Magnoliopsida; Solanales; Convolvulaceae
Source: the annotation of a GenBank genome assembly